GACCGCCGCGGUGCGUGAUGCGCGGGUGUCGUUUGAGGGGUUGGGUGCGUUUGGGCAUGAAGGGAUAAGUUGCUGCGAUUCUUUGUAUAAUUUAAUCUUUCCGUUAAAGAGUGAAACUGUAGAUUCCUGUCCAUGGCCGGGCCGGCGCGCCACGCCGUCGGCAUGAGGUCACUGCUGCUGGUGGCCUGGCUCAGCAGCUGGCUGGCGGCCGCGCUCACGCAGCGGGCCGAGUCGCCGCCGCCGGCGCCCGACUUCUCGCAGCUGCUACGCGACGAUGAGUACCUGGCCACCGCCUUCGCCGCCUCUGUUGCUGAGGAGAACGGCUCGUGCGGACAGGACCACUUCCGCUGCCGGGGCUCGGACUACUGCAUCCCGCAGGCGUGGGUUUGUGACAAGGAGAUGGACUGCCCGCCGGCCGACGGUGCCAUCGACGCCUCGGACGAGGACGAGUUCUUGUGCCAGUCGUCCCGGGUGUGCGGCCCGAACGAGUUCCAGUGCGGCGACAGUCUGACCUGUCGCCCCAUCUCCAUGCUGUGCGACAAGUCGCGCGACUGUCCCGACUGGAGCGACGAGGGCGCCUUCUGCGAGGACCGGAACAGCUGCCAGAAGGAGCGCUGUGUGUACGGCUGCAAGCCACACCCAGGCGGCCACGGCGCGCUGUGCUUCUGCCCGACCGGCGCUCGAUUCAACGGCACGGAUUGCGUCGACGAGAACGAGUGCGCUCGAAACGUCUGCAGCCAGCUGUGCAACAACACGAUCGGCUCGUUCGUCUGCUCGUGUGUGAACGGCUACGCGGUCGCCGACGGCGACCCCACCGACUGUCAGCCGAUCAACGAGCCCGUCGGUGCUCCCGCCAGCCUGCUGGUCAGCACAGAAUCAGUGCUUCUGCGGCUGUCGGCGGCUGACGGUCGGCUGUCGGAGGGCCGUGCCGGCUGGCGGCACCUCAACACGAGCCGCCGCGGCCAGCCCGCCGCCAUGGACUUCGACCACAGGAACGACUCCGUGUGCUGGGUGUCGGCCGAGGGCGGCCUGAGCUGUUCCAGCGUCUCCAACCUCUCCACUACGUGGGACGUGUCCAGUCCGCGCUACUUCUCACUCAAAGAGGCGACUCAGCUGCAGUAUGACUGGGUCGGCCGCAACUGGUACGUGUGCGACCCGUCCCGGCGCUACAUCCUCGUGUGCACGGCUCAGCUGUCGGCCUGCUCGGCCGUCAUGGACUUCGCGCCGGGCGUGGACCACCUGAUCAUGGCCCUGGACGUGCAGAACAGUGUGCUGUUCGCCGCCGGCCACGGCCUGAGCCAGCCGUCGGUGCUGGUGCGCGCUGCCCCGGACGGCGCUGGGCGGCGCGCGCUGGCAGUGCCCGGCGACCGGCUGGGCGCGCUGGCCGUCGAUCCGGCCACGCGCCGCCUGUACGUGGCCGACCGACUGUCGGGAGCCCUGUCCGCCGUCGACUAUGAGAGCGGCAAGGCGCGCCGCCUGGCCUCGCUCGCCGACUCGGACGUGCGCUCACUGGACGUGCUGGCGGGCCGGCUGUACGCCACAUGGUGGGGCGCACCGCGUCUGACGCGUCACGGGCCGACCGACUGGGCGCACGGCGCGACGCUGGUGGGCGGCACCGACAGGCCGCUGCCCCGCCCCCUGCGCAACCGGCCGGAGCGGCCGCUCGGCACCGUGCGCGUCUUCCACCGGCAGCGGCAGCCGGACGUGGAGCACCCGUGCCAGACGGACAACGGCGGCUGUGAGCACAUCUGCGUGCCGGUGUCGACGGACGGCACGCCCACCGCCAGCUGUCUCUGCGGCGCCGGCUUCCGGCUGGCCGAUGGCGGACGCUGCGUCGCGUACGCCGGCCAGCCGGUGCUGCUGGCGACCUCGCCCCGCGGCGUAUUGGGCCUGGCACUGGACGGCCGGCCGGGCGACUUGGUGCCGCCCGUGACGGCGGCGCGCGGCCGCCACGUCACGCCCGUGGCCGACUGUGAGCCAGGCAACGGCCGGCUCUACUUCUGCAACGUGCCGACGACGGAGGGCGCCGCGAUGACGAUCGAGCGGCGCGCCUUGGCCGGCGGCGCGCGCGAGGUGCUCGUGGCCGACGGCGUGCGGCAGUGCUCGGCCGUGGCUGUCGACUGGCUUAACGACAACCUCUACUGGGCGGACGUGGUGACCGAGGCCAUAUCAGUGGUGCCGCUGGCGCGGCCCGAGCGGCGCCGGCUCCUGCUUCGCAAAGCGUCACUGCUCUUCCUCAGCCUAGAGCUGGACCCAGCUGCCGGGUACAUGUACUGGAUUCACUACGGCCAGGGGUUCGCGCUACAGCGGGCCUGGAUGGACGGCUCUCACAUGGAGAAGCUGCUGGAGCUGGAGCGGCCCGGCGGCGUUGUGCUGGACAUCCCCAACAAGAAGCUCUACUUCAUCGAGGAGAAGAACAUAGAGAGAGUGAACGUGGACGGCAGCAGGCGAGAGGUGGUGAGCACCGGCCUGCCGGGCUGGCCGGUGUUGGUCGGCGUGCAGAGCAACGGUAGCCUGUACUGGCGCGAUACCACGUCCGGCCAGCUGUGGCGCGAGGAGGGCGGCCGGCGGCUGCCGCUGCCGCAGCGCGCCCGCUCCCUGGUCACCGAGCAGCUGUGCGAGCCGGGCCGCGUCCCCGCCGAGGGCGGCCUCGCACGCCUGGGCGGCGGCUGCCAUGACCUGCGCUGCGAGCACCUGUGUCUGGCCGUGCCGGGCGGACACCGGUGCGCCUGCGCCGACGGCCUCAGCUUGGCCGCCGACCAGCGCAGCUGCGCGCCGGCCGCCAACUACAGCGACCCGCUGGCCUGUGAGCCGCACCAGUUCCAGUGCGCCGUCAGCAAACAGUGCAUCAACCAGCACUACGUCUGCGACGGCCAGGAGGACUGCCACGAUGGCUCGGACGAGGACCACGACACCGGACCGUGCCAGAACGCGUCAUGCCCGGCGGACGGUCUGGCCUGUGGCAGCGGCGACGGCGGCUACUCCAGCGGCCACUCGCGACUGCAGUGCGUCAACAAGGCCUGGAUCUGUGACGGCACCAAGGACUGCGACGAUGGCAGCGACGAGCAGACGGCGCGCUGCGCUAACGCCACCUGUGGGCCGGAGCGGUUCAAGUGUAGUCGGAGCGGGCGCUGCAUUCCUCGCGGCUGGGUGUGUGACAUGACCCCCGACUGCGGCGCCGGUGACCUGAGCGACGAGCCGCCCCACUGCGAGUACCCGCCGUGUGGCCUGAACGAGUUCAAGUGCGCCAACGGGUGGUGCCGCCUCUACUCGCUGGUCUGCAACGGCCACGACGACUGCGGCGACGGUAGUGACGAGCUCAACUGCGCUGUCAUCUGUCAGCAGCAGAAAGAGAUGUUCUGCGCGGCCGACAGCGCCUGCAUGCCGGCCGCCUCCUCCUGCGACGGCACAUGCCAGUGCUCCGACUGCGCCGACGAGGCGGCCUGCGCCGGCGCUCACGCCGCGCACGCCGGUUCCACGCUCACCGCCUGCCUCACCGAACAGGAGAACCGAGCGCUGGGACUGCGGCCGUGCGGCAACACCUCUGUCUGCGUCGUGUCCACGGCCCGCUGCGACGGCCAGCCCGACUGUCCGGACGGCUCUGACGAGCAGGGCUGUGAUGAGGACUGCGCAGAGGGGGAGCGCCGCUGCACCAAAAGCCGGGUCUGCCUGCCCGCCCAGUACCUGUGCGACGGACAAUGGGACUGCGAUGACGGCUCGGACGAGGUGGCCUGUCCGCCGUCGGUGGUGGCGUGUGUCGAGCCGGACUUCUCCUGCGACAACGGCACGCGCUGUCUGGUGCGCGCGCAGGUCUGCGACGGCAAGCCCGACUGCACCUCCGGCGAGGAUGAGGGCGUGCUCUGCAACAUGGGCCUGUGCGAGGUGUACCAGCCGUCGUGCGAGCACGCCUGCACAGUGACGCCGCGCCGCGGCCCGGCGUGCUUCUGCCCGGCCGGCCAGCGACUCGCCAACGACGGUUUCUCCUGCACGGACGGCCACCCGUGCGACGACUGGGGCACGUGCUCGCAGCGCUGCGUGCCGCUGCGUCACCGCCACAAGUGCGCCUGCUACCCCGGCUACCGGCUGCUGCCGGACGGCUUCAGCUGCGGCAGCGAAGACGAGUCUCCAGCCUACAUCCUGUUCUCGAACCGGCACGAGCUGCGCACGGUGGACCUGCGGACCAUGCAAGCGCGCGCGCUCGUCACCGGCCUGCAGAACACGAUCGCCUUCGACUUUCUGUACACGCGCGACGGCUACCAGGUGUUCUGGUCGGACAUCACCCGCGACAAGAUCUACCGCGGCUCGCUCAUCAACGACGUUCUCUCGGACGUGACGGCGGUCAUCAGCACGGGUCUGGCUACGGCCGAGGGGCUGGCCGUCGACUGGGUGGGCCAUAACCUCUACUGGGUCGAGUCGCACGUGGUGCAGAUCGAGGUGGCGCGGCUCGACGGCCGCUACCGCAAGGGGCUGAUCGCCGGCGACAUGAAGAACCCGCGCGCGCUCACACUCGACCCGCGGGACGGCAUCCUGAUGUGGACGGACUGGGACGAGGCGCGGCCCCGGAUCGAGUCGGCCUCGAUGGCUGGGGGACAGCGCCAGGUGGUGUACCACGUCAACACCACCGGCGGCGCCUGGCCCAACGGCCUGACGCUCGACUACGUCAACCGCCGCGUCUACUGGAUCGACGCCAAGCUGGACGCGGUGCAUACGACACGCUACGACGGCUCCGACCACCGAGCGGUACUGCGCGACCACGAGUACCUCACGCACCCGUUCGCCGUGUCCGUGUUCGGCAACUACGUGUACUGGACCGACUGGAAGACCAACUCGGUGGUCAGGGCGAACAAGUGGAACGGCAGCGACGUCGACCCAAUCCAGAUGACCAUCACACAGCCGUUCGACAUCCACAUCCUGCACUCGACGCGUCAGCCGCCCGCGAGGAACCCCUGCGGCCGCCGCAACGGCGGCUGCUCGCAUCUGUGCCUGCUGAACAAGAGCGACUCGUUCGAGUGUCACUGUCCGCAUCUGAUGAAGCUCAACGGCACCAAGACAUGCGUCGCGAACGAGCGCAUCCUGCUGAUGGGUCUGGAAGAGAGUGUGCGCGGUGUAGACCUCGACUCGAGCUUCUACCACGUGCUGCCGCGCGUGGCAGCGCCGCACGUGCUGCGACCCGUGCAGCUGGACUUCCACGCGCGCCGCCGGCUGGUGGUCUGGGCUGACAGAGGGGCCCAGGUGGGCGCCCAGAGUCUGGUCAGCGGACCCACACAGCAGCCCGUGUCAGUGUCCUCUCCGACGGGCGUGGCCGUGGACUGGUCAUCGGACGUGCUGUUCGUGGCGGCGGCCUCGCCAAGCGGCGCCGGCUCCGAGAUAGCCGCCACCAACCUGCAGGGGGCGCUGUACACGACGCUGGUGACCUCCGAAACGGACCGGCUGUCGGACCUGCAGGUGGACCCGGCCACCGGCGCCCUCUUCUACCUGAGCCACGGUCCGGCCAGCAGCAGGGUGAUGCGGGCGACCAUGGCUGGCGAGAACGUCACCGUGCUUUGGGAGAACGCUGCGCACCCGGUUAGCCUGACCUCGCUUAGUCUGGCCACGGGCGCCGCGCCGGCGCUGCUCUGGGUGGAGGAGGAGCGUGUCCUGCCGGAGGACGCCCAGCCGACGGCCGUGGCCGUCAGCCAGGGCCGGCUCUACUACGCCGACGCCGGCACGCGUGGCGUCACAUCCGUACUGCUUUCCGGCGAAGAGCCGCAGCCGCUUCGCAACGGCACAGCAUUCUCGGACGCGGACGUGCUCUCUCUGCGCGUGUACGACCCGGCCGAGCAGCCGGCGCGCGUCUCCGCCUGCAGCGACGCCAAUGGCGGUUGCCAGCACCUCUGCUUCCCCGUGGCGCCGACAGAGGUGCGCUGCCGCUGCGCCGUCGGCUUCAUACUGGAUCCCGUCGGUGGCAAAACGUGUAAUGGAGACUCCGACUUCCUGAUCGUGGCCGGCGGCGACGGCGUGCUGGGCGUACCGCUGGCCGGCGGCGACGAGCCCGUGCUGCCGCCGCUCUCGGCCACCGUGAUCGCCGACUCGGUGGACUUUGACGCGGCCCGCCAGCGGCUGGUGUGGGUGGACCAGGACGCCGGUCACCUGCUGAGCGUGCGACGCGACGGGUCCAACCUGACGCGGCUGGCGACCGACGUCAGGGGCUCGCAGGGCCCCACCGGCCUGGCCGUCGACUGGGUCACAGGCAACACCUACUGGUCGGAGUCGACCACCGACUCGAUCCACAUGGUGCGAGCCGGCACCGCGCUGCGACUGGUGAUCGCGCGCGGCAACCUGAGCCGCGUGGACGCCAUCUGCUUCCACCCGGCCGGCCGGCUCUUCUGGACGAACCGGCGCGGCGCCUCGGGCGUCAUCGAGCGAAGUCUGCCGGACGGCAGCCGGCGCGAGGUGCUGGCCACGCUCGGCGCCUGGACGCCGGGCGUCUCCAGCGCUGACCUGGCGCUGGAUGUGCGCGCUGACACGCUCUACUGGCUGCUGACGGCGCCGGCGCGGCUGGGCUGGCUGCACGCCGACGGCGGCGAGCCGCGCCUGCUGGCCGACGGCGAGGCUGUGGCCGGCGCCACGGCCAUCUCGCUACACGCCGGCCUCCUCUACUGGGCCGACCGGGCCGUCGACGGCGGCAGCGUGCGCCGCGCGCCCGUCGGCAAUCUCAGUCAGGUGGAGACGGUGCGCGGCGGCCUGCGCCGGCUGCGCGACCUGCAGGUGUACAGCCGCGACCGACAGGCGCGCAUCAACUCGUGCGCCGACAACGGCCUUUGCGCCGAGCUGUGCGUAUUCCUCGGCGAGAGCGCCGCGCCGCGCGACCACCGCUGCCAGUGCGCGCACGGCCGGCUGGCCGAGAACGGCGUCAGCUGCCGACCUUAUGACGAAUUCCUCAUGUUCUCGCGCGUCUCUGCCGUGGAGAGCCUGCACUUCUUCCCGGAGCUGACGCGCGCGCCGCCGUUCCCCGCCAUCGACACGAAACAGGUGGUGCGUAACGCCAUCGGGCUGGCGUUCGACUACGCGCAGGGCCGGCUCUUCUUCUCCGAUAUACAGCGGGGCAGCAUCAACAGCGUGCUCUUCAACGGCUCCGAUCACAGGGUGAUCGCCGAUCAGCAGGGCUCGGUGGAGGGCGUGGCGUUCGAGCCGGUGCACGGAGACGUGUACUGGACGUGCAGCAGCCACCGCGCUAUCAGCAGGAUCAACGUGCGCCACUCGGGCAGCCGCGUCCAGCUGCUCGUGCCGCUGGACGAGGCCGACAAGCCGCGCGGCAUCGCCAUCGACAGCUGCAACAGGCGGGUCUACUGGACCAACUGGAACUCGCAGGCGCCGAGCGUGCAGCGCGCCCAGCUGGCCGGCCACAGUGUCAUGUCGGUCAUCCACACCGACAUCCGCAUGCCGAACGGCAUCACCAUCGACCAGCCGGCGCACAAGCUGUACUGGGCCGACGCGCGGCUCGACAAGAUCGAACGGGCCAACCUGGACGGCAGCGGACGCGAGGUGAUCCUGUCCGGCACGCCCAGCCACCCAUUCGACGUGGCCGUGUUCGGCGAGCACAUCUUCUGGACGGACUGGGUGCGACACGCCGUCGGCCGGGCCGACAAGCGCGCCGGCCGCGACCCCAGCUUCAUACUGCGUGACGUCGCCCAGCCUAUGGGCAUCGUGGCUGUCAGCCGCGAGGCCUCCGCCUGCCCCAGCAACCCGUGCCUGACGAAGAACGGCGGCUGCAGUGACGUGUGCACGCUGGACGCCGGCGGCGAGGUCAAGUGCGCAUGCGCCGAGGGACGCCGCCUGCUGGAGGACGGGCGGACCUGCUCUCGCAGCGAGGACCCGUGCCACGAGGACUCGUUCCGCUGCGGCAGCGACGAUGGCCGCUGCGUGCCGUAUCAGCUCACCUGCGACGGCACCGACGACUGCCCCGACGGCAGCGACGAGCACGACUGUGCCAACCGCACCUGCCCGGCCGGCUUCAUCGGCUGCGACGGCGCGCGCUGCGACGAGCCGUGCUCGUGCGGCGCCGGCGACGGUGACGGCACGGCGCCGCCGUUCCACUGCAGCUCGGGCGAGUGUGUGCCGCACGAAAAGCGCUGCAACCAGGUGCAGGACUGCAAGGACGCCAGCGACGAGAUGGAAUGUCCGCCGCUACCAUGCCGUCAGCCGGUCGAGGGGCCGGAGUACGCCAUGGUGCCCUGUAACACCACCACCGCCUGUAUCCUGCCCGCCUGGCUGUGCGACGGAGAGAACGACUGCUGGGACAACUCGGACGAGGCCAACUGCACUAGUCUGCGACCAGAACCCGAGGAUGAGGCGUGUCAGGAGUCGCAGUUUCGCUGCCGCACCGGCCACUGCAUUCCGGCCGACUGGCGUUGCGAUCAGACCAACGACUGCGUCGACCACCUGCACGGACGGCCCAGCUCCGAUGAGCUCGACUGCGAGCACCAGUGUCGGCACGGCCAGUUCCGCUGCGGCUCGGGCGAGUGCUAUCCGGCCAGCUGGCAGUGCGAUGGCGAAGCGGACUGCUCCGACGCCAGCGACGAGACGGACGACUGCAAGUCAAAGACGUGCGGCCUCGCCGAGUUCACGUGCCACUCCGGCCGCUGCAUCCCGGCGCACUGGGUGUGUGACGGCGACCGCGACUGUCCGGGAGACGACCCGGCCGGCGAGGACGAGGCGGCCGCCGUCUGCGAGCCGCGCAACGUCCAGUGCGACAGUGCCAGCUUCCGCUGCGUGUCUGGCAGCUGCAUCCCGCGCGCGGCCUACUGCGACGGCUCGGCCGACUGCGCCGACGGCUCCGAUGAGCCCGACGACUGCCUGCGCCGCGCCUGUGACGACAGCCAAUUCACCUGCCUGCGCGGCGCGUGCAUCCCGUCGUCGGCGUUAUGUGACGGCAUUAACGACUGCGAGGAUAACAGCGAUGAGACGUUUCCCAACUGUGAGUGGCGGCGGUCGCCAGAGGAGAAGGCGACCAACACGUCAACAGUCGGCGCCUGCAAGCCCGGCCAGUUUCUCUGCAACAGCGGCGUCUGUAUCAACGACACGGCCGUGUGCGACACGCACGACGACUGCGGCGACGCCAGCGACGAGAUGCUGUGCGACGUGGAUGAGUGCCAGCGGCGGGCGCCGUGUGACCACAUCUGUGUCAACGAACCGGUCGGCUACAGCUGCCGCUGCUGGACCGGCUUCGAGGCGCCGGCCGACCAGCCGGACAAGUGUGUCGACCGGAACGAGUGUGCCGAGGCGCGGCGCCCCUGCAGUCAGCGAUGCACCAACUCGUACGGCAGCUAUCGGUGCAGCUGCAACGACGGCUUCCUGGCGGAACGUGACGGCCACAGCUGCCGCGCCGACCCCAGCGUGGCAGCCGAGAAGGCACGCGUGCUACUCAUCAGCCGGUACUACAUCACGUCACUGGACCCAGCCGGCGCCGGCACCACACUGCUCGCCAAAAACCUGACUAACGGCGUGGCGGUCGACUUCGACUUCGCCAAGCGCUGCGUCUACUGGAGCGAGCAGCCGGCCGAGCCGCACGGCGCCUUCAUCCGCCGCAUGUGCCAGCGCGGGCUGGGCUCCGAGUACCAGCACCAGGACCUGCACACGACCGUGACGCUGGACAAGCCGGCCGGCCUGGCCGUGGACUGGGUAGCCGGCAACCUGUACUGGUGCGACAAGGGCCGGGACACGAUCGAGGUCUCGCGCCUGGACGGCCGCUUCGCGCGCGUGCUGGUCAGCGAAGGUCUGGACGAGCCGCGCGCUCUCUGCGUGCACCCAGCUACCGGGUACAUGUAUUGGACGGACUGGGGCAACGAUCCACACAUCGGGCGCGCCGGCAUGGACGGCAGCGAGGCGGGCCCACUGAUCGCCGAGCGGCUCGGCUGGCCCAAUGCGCUCGCCGUGGACCGCGAGGGCGGCCGCCUCUUCUGGGCCGACGCGCGCGAGGACUACAUCGGCGUGGCUGACCUGGACGGCGCCAACCCGCAAGUGCUCGUCAGCCGGCGCUUACACGGCGCGAGCCUGCAUCACGUGUUCUCGCUGGCCGUGUUCGAGGAUUGGCUGUACCUGACAGACUGGGACACCAAGGCCGUGCAGCGCUGCCACAAGGCAGACGGCUCCAACUUCACCACGCUGCCCCUCACCGUGCGACACCCCAUGAACCUGGUGGUCUACCACCAGCUGCAGCAGCGACCCUACCCGGGCGAGAACCCGUGCGGCGCCGACAACGGCGGCUGCCAGGCGCUGUGCCUGCUGCGGCCUGGCGGCGGCCACGCCUGCGCCUGUCCCGUCAACUAUGUGCUGAACGCCGACGGCCGCACGUGCCGCGCCAACUGCACCUCCAGCCAGUACCAGUGUCCGCUGACCAUGCGCUGCAUUCCCUACUGGUGGCGCUGCGACGGACAGGACGACUGUGGCGACGGCUGGGACGAGCCGGCCGAGUGUCCGCCGUACCAGUGCCCGGUGCCAGGCAUGCUCCAGUGUGACGGCGGCGACAUGUGCGUCCAUCCGACGCAGGUCUGCGACGGCUCGCCGCAGUGCAACUCCGGCGACGACGAGUCUCACUGCGGCACGCACGCCUGCCUGCACGGCCAGUUCCGAUGCCCCGGCAACGAGACGGUCACGCCGCGCUGCAUCUCGGAGCUGGAGCGGUGCGACGGCCGGUCCGACUGUCCGCUCGGAGAGGACGAGCGCGACUGCGACAACGUCUCCUGCGCCAAGACCGACUUCUUGUGCGACAGCGGCCAGUGCGUCAGCGGCCUGUUCGUGUGCGACGGCGAGAGCGACUGCGUCGACGGCAGCGACGAGGGAGUCUCGUGCGCCGACCGUACCUGCCCCGCCAACCUGUUCAGAUGUGAAUCGGGCCGGUGUGUGCCGGCCUCCUGGGAGUGUGACGGCGAGCAGGACUGCCCGCGUAACGAGGACGAGGGGCCGCAGUGCUCCGACCUGGAGCUGCAUUCGUGCGAGCCCAGCCAGUUCCGAUGCACCAACAACAAGUGCAUCCCGGACCGCUGGCGGUGCGAUGAAGAGGACGACUGCAAGGACAACUCGGACGAGGUGGACUGCGUCCUCCGAAACUGCACCGACGACGAGUACCGCUGCGUCAACGGCAGGUGUAUCCACGGCCCGCUGCGGUGUGACGGCGAAUACGACUGCAGCGACCGUUCGGACGAGAUCGGCUGCCUGGAGAACUGCCCGCAGGACAUGUUCCGCUGCCUCAGCCCGCCGGACAUUGUCCAUUGCGUGCCCAGCACGUGGCGCUGUGACGGCUACGUGGACUGCACGGACGCCAGCGACGAGGCCGGUUGCAACAACACGUGUCCCGAACAUCAGUUCAGGUGUCGAGACGGCACGUGCAUCCCGCCCAGCUGGGUGUGUGAUGGCUCGGACCAGGACUGCGCCGACGGCUCCGACGAGACGAGCGCGCUCUGCGCCGCGCGCGCCUGCCUGCCGGGCGCGUUCCGCUGCGCUAACCACCGCUGUCUGUACCCGACGGCCGGCGCUAGCCACGUGCAAGCACUGUGCGACGGCCAGGACCAGUGCGGCGAUGGCUCUGACGAGCGACCCGGUCUCUGUUCGGUGGGCCCUCUGCGCGCGCGCCACCGUUGCGCCGUGGAGCUGCACGGCUUCGUCUGCGACAACGGCCACUGUCUGGACAGGAAGGACGUCUGCAACUCGUAUGACGAGUGCGGUGACGGCUCCGACGAGCGGAACUGCCCGCCCAAGGCCUGCGGUUUCGGCGUGUGCAGCCAGGGUUGCGUGGCCAAGCGGCAGGGCGACUCCAACUGCUUCUGCGGCGACGGCUACCGCUUUAGCGGGCACAGCAAGAGCAAGUCAUGCAAGGCGAACGGGGAGCCGGCGCACCUGAUGGUGGCAGCCGAGUCGGAACUGCGCCGCGUCGACCCGUACAAGCGUCUGCCCCACGAGUCUGAGCCGGUGGUGGCGGGCGCCGCGCUGCCCACGGACCGCAUCGUUUCCGUGGACGUGCUCUUCUCGGCCGAGGCGCCGCUCAUCUUCUGGACCAACGACGAGGACGGCACGGUCACGCGCUACACGCCGGCGGCGGCCGGCGGUGGCCGCGUCCGCCGCCAGACCACCGAGACGGUGAUUCGUCACCUGGUGCGGCCGCGCGGCCUGGCCGUGGACUGGGUGUCGCGCCACCUGUACGUUGUGGACGCCGGCGCGCCCCGUAUCCUGAUGGCCUCGCUGGACGGCCGGCGCGCCGCCUCGGUCGUCACCGGCCGCCUCCAGGAGCCCUGCGACCUGGCUGUUGAGCCGGCGCUGCGCCGGAUGUUCUGGACGGACCGCGGCAUGGACGCAGCCGUCGAGACGGCUGCGCUGGACGGCUCGGACCGGCACCGGCUGGUCUGGACGCGGCUGCGCUGGCCCAGCGGCCUGGCCGUCGACCACGCCGGCGGCCGGCUCUACUGGAGCGACCCGAAGCUGGCCACCGUCGAGUCGGUCCGGCUCGACGGCAGCGACCGCGCGCUUGUGCGCCAGUUCGAGAAGCACGAGGGCCGCCCCCACAUGCUGGACGUGUUCGAGGACUGGCUGUACUUCACCACGUUCCCGCUGCCGGGCGUGGCCCGUCUGGACAAGUUUGGACGGGACAACGUCACCCGGCUGGCCGAGGGCAUCCGGGCCGCCUCCGACCUCGUCAUCGUGCAGCCCAGCAAACAGACAGCCAAUGUGACGUCACCGUGCAGCCCGAACUCGUGCGGCAACAGCAGCCUGUGCGUGCCGACCUCGGACAAACGGUACAGCUGCGUAUGCGUGCACGGUGCGGAGAAGGUGCCGGACGCGGCCGGUCGGCUGCGCUGCCAGCUCACCAGCCAGCUGCCCGUGCUGCCCUGCAACCUGGAGUGUGUGCACGGCACGUGCCGGCGCGGCCCUGCCGGACCCCGGUGCGUGUGCGAGGCGCGGUACCAGGGUGCACUCUGUGACCGCGACCGCUGCGCCGGCCACUGUCUCAACAAGGGCUACUGCUACGUCAACCUCAUCUCGGGCGGCCCGGACCUGGCGUGCAACUGCCUGCCGGACUGGACGGGCCAGCGGUGCCAGACGCCGGCCGACCCGUGCUCGGGCCGUGGAUGCCUGAACGGCGCCACCUGUAGCCGCGCCAACGGCACUGAUGUCUGCGUCUGCCCGGCCGGCUUCACAGGCGCACGGUGUGAACAGUGCGUGGAUCACGAGUGCCGCGGGAACAGCACAUGCCACCGUGACCCGGAUAGCACUGCACCCUCGUGCCGGUGCGGGCCGGGUCUGAGCGGCGCCCACUGCGAAACGGGCUCGUGCGCCGACCACCCGUGCGGAGCAGGUCGUUGCACGGUGGAGGGAGGCGAGCCGCGCUGCUUGUGCCCGCUCGGCUUUAGCGGACGCUACUGCGAGCUGGAUCUGUGCCGCCAGUACUGCAUCAACAACGGUAACUGCUCGCGGACGGCUUCCGGUCCGGUGUGCGCCUGCGGACGGCGGUACAGCGGCGACCACUGUCAGGUGGACCUCUGCACCUGCUCGGACGACUGCCGCCGUGACGACUGUAUCAGCUGUCCCCCCGGCUCCUCCCGGCCGGAGGAGCUGUGUGUCGGCACGGCCGUCGUGCCCUCCUGGCAAGAGGCCAUUAGCUUCUGCCUCAACGGCGGCACCCUUGAAAAGAGCGGCGACGACCACAGCUGCAGAUGUCCGGACCAGUUCUCGGGCAGACGGUGCGAGGUGCGCCCGCCGGGCGCCGACGGCUGCCGGCCGGGCUUCUGCCUGCACGGCGGCGCCUGUGAGGAGGAGGCUGGCGGUGAGGCGCGCUGCCGCUGUCCGACCGGCUGGGCCGGCGACCGCUGCCAGCGGCCGCUCUCUUGUCGGCACUACUGCUUCAACGGCGCCGACUGCGAGCCGGCCAGACGUGACGACGAGCAGCCCACCUGCCACUGCGCGCCGGGCUUCGUGGGCACGCGCUGUUCGCGGCCUGUGUCGUCGCUGACCGCCGCGGACGGCAGCGACAUCCACUCUGUCGUCACCGGCGUGGUGGUGGCCGUGGUGGUCGUGCUUCUGGCGCUGCUGGCCGCCGUCGGCCUCGUCCUCUGGCGCAAACGGCACGGAAUGCCGUUCAGUCAUACUCGGAUGCGAAACGAUAAGCUAGAGGUCGACAACCCGAUGUACCUACGCGACCUCGAGGCGCGCGACGACGCAAACGAAGAUGAAGACAUAGACGCCGUCUUCAGUUUAGAGGAGAAGCCGACCAACUUCUCCAACCCCGUGUACGAGUCGACGUACGCGGACGGCGGCGGCGCCAGCAGCUCGGAGAUGACUAACCUGCUGCCGCCGGAGAACGGCAGGCCGGCGGUGGUGUUCGCCGGCGCGGCGCCCUCCGACCCGCUGCAGCACGCAGACGCGUAGCGCCGCCUGCCGUCGCCCGUGCCAGCCGACAGUGUUACCAACCGCUCAUAGAUGGCAGCGCACGAUGACCGCGAGGCCGUGGUCAUUGUCAUGAGCGUCGUCCGAUUCCUGGUGGGCAUUACCAGCCAUCUCCAUAGUCUCCAUUGUGGCAAUGUUGUGUGGGGCAAGUUGACAUCAAGGCUUGGAGCUGAUGAUUCGUAUUGACGCGCCUUGGCGCAUUUCGAGACGCGACGCUUCUGAAUGUCUGGAUUGCGGGAUCUGGGCUUGCCCUGCGGCGCGCUGCCGCCGUGGUCGCGAGAGCUUCACAUGACGCGCGGCCUGUCUCUCGGCGAUCUCCUGUAGCCGCCGGACAUGGCGCGAGGCCGCGGUCCCGCCUCCGCCGUCCCUGAUCAAUACUCGAGGCUGCGGGCGGUGUUCAGCGUGACGCUCGCGUGCUGGCAGCCGACGCGUGGACAAGACUCGCGCCCUGGUCACCACGGCAUUGGCAGUCGCUUUGGGAGGCUGUUUUUGUAGGGUGCUUGCGGUGCUAGUGAGCACUAUGCCGUCCGUCACCGACCCUUUUUGCGUACUCUUUUUGGCAGAUAUAUGUACUGUGCCAUUUACCGGCGGCGCCGUGCACUUGCGGUGUCAGCAUUCGCCACGCCACGGCAGCGGCGUUUGUUUUACUUGACGCGACGGUCCCACCGCUGUGUAGUUGUUUUAACGCGCCCAUUUUGCGUGCCGCUUCUACUGCGAUGCCGGGGCCCGGGCUUUGGAGUGCCAAAUAGCUGAUGGUUGAGAUUGGCCGUGUUGCUAAGCAGCUCACUCACUCAGACAGCGGCCGCCCCAUCGAGUGAGGCGUAGAGAGGCUGGAUGUUCGCGUGUGGAUGUUCAUUUGUGUGUAAGUCAAGCGGAUCACUUCCAUGGUAUCUUCGUAUAUUGUCCAACACAAAUGCGUCUUUGCUCGCUGUUUUCCCACGUCUGCUUGACGACAUCGCAUCAAAGAGCUGAACCUGC
Messenger RNA from Pollicipes pollicipes, 15393 nucleotides. It is a transcript of the gene LRP1, whose product is annotated as LDL receptor protein 1. Lineage: Eukaryota; Metazoa; Arthropoda; Thecostraca; Pollicipedomorpha; Pollicipedidae. Gene Ontology annotation, molecular function: calcium ion binding; low-density lipoprotein particle receptor activity; protein binding. The record is from RefSeq and is a predicted model, not a curated record. Gene Ontology annotation, cellular component: signaling receptor complex; plasma membrane. The transcript has 89 exons. Bases 133 to 14397 code for a protein of 4754 amino acids.